AAAUUCGCAAAACUACAAUUUCUUUUAGUUGUGUGAAUUUUCGCACUUUUUUAUUCCAAAAUAAUUGUGCAAUUAUACUUGAUUUUAUUGGAUAGAUCGUUAUGCACAUAAAAUGAAAAACUAAUUUGAUUCAACAAAAAAUUUAAAUUUGCACGGUACAGUGAGCUCUGGAGUUUUGUGAAAAAUCUAUAACAUAUUGGUGUUUUGUCGGCUGGAGUUUCGGAGGGCGGAUAUUAUUUAAUAAUGUGAUGCCUUAGCCGCCGAAAAGCAAAAAAAUUGGCAGAACUGAAUAAAUAAAGUUUUAUUAAGAAAUGGCAAUGUCAAAAGUCAUGCGGGUGCUGGAAAAAUCUAUUCCACCAUCACCUUAUAGCGUUCUUUUAGAGCAUCGAAAUAAAAGUGAUAGCAUUCUUUUUGAAUCUCAUGCGGUCGCUUUGCUUUCCACUCAGGAAACUGAUGUAAUACGAAAGCAGUAUACAAAAUUGUGUGAUGCUUACGGUUGUCUUGGUGUGCUGCAACUAAAUGCUGGAGAAAGUACUGUUUUGUUUCUGGUGCUUGUCACUGGCUGUGUCUCAAUGGGAAAAAUCUGUGAUGUUGAAAUUUUUCGAAUUACGCAGACACAAUUCGUGGCUUUGCAAAAUGCAGCUCCGAAUGAAGACAAGAUAUCGGAGUGUCGCAAGCUGUUGAACUCGGGAACUUUUUACUUUGCACAUUCGAAUCCUUCGAUGAGCAGUAGUUUACAAAAGUUUGAUAUAACAUUAUGUGCUCAACGGAGGCAAAAAAUAUCUGAGACUGACAAUCGUUUCUUUUGGAAUCGAAUGAUGCACAUACAUAUGCUCCGUUUCGGUGUAGAUUGUCAAUCAUGGCUUCUGAAGGCAAUGUGUGGUUCUGUGGAAGUUCGCACGGUGUAUGUUGGAGCUAAGCAGGCACGCGCCGCUAUCAUAUCUCGGUUAAGUUGCGAGCGUGCCGGUACACGAUUUAAUGUUCGAGGCACCAAUGAUGAGGGACAUGUUGCUAACUUUGUUGAGACCGAGCAGGUUAUAUAUGUGGAUAGUGAUGUGACUAGUUAUAUUCAAACACGUGGAUCGGUCCCUCUUUUUUGGGAGCAACCAGGUGUACAAGUUGGCUCACACAAAGUGAAAUUAUCACGAGGGUUUGAAGCUUCUGCAGCAGCAUUUGAUCGACAUAUGAUGAUGAUGAAACAACGGUACGGAUAUCAGGCGAUUAUAAACCUUUUGGGUACUUCGAUGAUUGGUAGUAAGGAAGGUGAGGCAAUGUUAAGCAAUGAAUUCCAAAAACACCAUAAUAUGUCCACCCACAAAGAUGUUUCACAUAUUAUAUUUGAUUAUCAUCAAGAGUGUCGAGGUGGUAAUUUUGGUGCGCUUUUGAAACUGAAAGAGCGCUUAGGAGUUUGCGGUGUAAACUAUGGAUUUUUCCAUGCUUCCCAAGGGCAAGCAUUACGUGAACAAUUUGGUGUUAUUCGCACUAAUUGCCUCGAUUGUUUGGACCGCACCAAUUGCGUUCAAACGUUCUUGGGCUUAGACAUGCUCAAUCAACAAAUUGAAGCUUUAAAGCUGGGAGAGAAAAAACAAAAUUUUUCCAGAUUUGAAGAAAUAUUUCGGCAAAUGUGGGUAAAUAACGGUAAUGAAGUUAGUAAAAUCUAUGCCGGUACUGGAGCUAUACAAGGUGGCUCCAAACUAAUGGAUGGAGCACGAUCAGCCGCUCGUACUAUACAGAAUAAUUUGUUAGAUAAUUCAAAACAGGAAGCAAUUGAUAUUUUAUUACUUGGAUCAACACUAUCGUCAGAAUUAGCUGAUCGAGCUCGAAUAUUAUUGCCAUCGAAUAUGCUGCAUGCACCAACUACAGUUUUGAGGGAAAUGUGCAAGCGCUUUGCUGAGUAUGUAGCUCCGAGUACCUGUCGCGUCGCAGUUGGUACCUACAAUGUAAACGGUGGUAAACAUUUUAGAAGUAUUGUUUUUAAAGACUCUUUGUCUGAUUGGUUACUUGAUUGCCACGCAUUAGCACGAGCUAAGGCGCUAGUGAACGUGAACAAUCCAUCGGAGAACGCCUGCGAUCCCGUUGAUAUAUAUGCGAUUGGUUUUCAAGAGAUCGUGGAUUUGAAUGCCUCUAACAUUGUUGCUGCCAGCACAGACAAUGCCAAAUUAUGGGCAGAGGAAUUGCAAAAAACUAUUUCCCGAGAUAAUGAUUAUGUGCUUCUCACAUAUCAACAAUUAGUAGGCGUGUGUUUAUAUAUAUAUGUUCGACCUGAGCAUGCGCCAUUUAUUCGUGAUGUAGCCAUUGAUUGCGUUAAAACGGGACUAGGGGGCACCACUGGAAAUAAGGGAGCAUGUGCGAUUCGCUUUGUUUUUCAUGGAAGUUCGAUGUGCUUCGUCUGUGCUCAUUUUGCUGCUGGUCAAUCACAGGUUGCUGAGCGUAACGCAGAUUAUGCUGAAAUAACCAGAAAGUUAGCGUUUCCAAUGGGACGUACACUAAAGUCGCAUGAUUGGGUAUUUUGGUGUGGAGAUUUUAACUAUCGAAUCGACAUGGAAAAGGAUGAUUUGAAAGAAGCUAUACAGAACGAAGAUCUUACAUCUGUCCUGCUAAAUGAUCAGCUUCGUAAGGAGCAAGAAGCAGGCAAUGUCUUCGGCGAUUUUCUUGAAGGAGAAAUCAAUUUCGAUCCUACGUACAAAUAUGAUUUGUUUAGUGAUGAAUAUGAUACGUCAGAAAAACAACGUGCACCUGCUUGGACUGAUCGUGUUUUAUGGCGUCGACGCAAAGCUUUAGCGGCAGAAACAGAUGUUAAUAGUGUCRAAUGGAAUCCAGGAAGACUUAUUCAUUAUGGUCGUUCAGAGUUGAAGCAAAGUGACCAUCGCCCAGUUAUUGCCAUUAUUGAUGCAGAAAUUGUGGAAAUUGAUUCACAGCGUCGACGCGAGGUUUUUGAACAGGUCAUAAGAGACUUGGGUCCACCUGAUUCUACCAUUGUUGUGCACGUAAAAGAGGAUGUCGUUUGUGACGACGGGCCGACUAUCUAUGAUGAAGCAGUCAUGUCUACCCUUAUUCAGGAAUUGUCGAAGUUGGGUGAAGUAACUUUGGUUCGAUAUGUAGAGGACACAAUGUGGGUAACAUUUCGAGAUGGUGAAUCAGCAUUACAUGCGAGUAAUAAAAAAUAUAUUCAUAUUUGUGGUUUGGAGUUACAACUUCAACUAAAGACUGCAAAUUGGCAACCAUUAGUUGACAAUGAAAUUGCGUUGUGCACAACCAACACUAUACCCUUGUGCUCGAAUCCUCAAGAACAAGCACAGUUAUUCAGUAGUUCACCUGACAUUCCGAGGCGUCCGAAACAGCCUCCUGGGCGACCAGCACCAGCUCGCCCACCUAUGCCACUGUCCCCUAAAAGUUCGCCUCGUCAUCAUCCAAACGUUGGAGUUAUUAGUGUCGUCCCCGAAAUGCUGCAAUCUAAACUCUCUAAACCUCUAAUGACACCACCCUUACAGCCCUUACCAAUUUCGCCUCAAAAAAAUCAAAAGAACACUAAAACGUCUAGCAAUGAAAGUAUUUCGUCUUCUAAAUCACAUUCACCUACUGAAACUCAACAAUGUUCUCCAUUACAUUCGUCAUCUGCAGUUUCACCAGUUGAGUUGCUCGAUGAACAAUUCCCCCCAACUCCUCCAAGGCAAAGCAAAAAUUCUACACCAGUAUCCACACCAAUACGUCAACCGAAACAAGAAGGUACUUCAACUUUUUAUGAUGGUAGUGCUAACAUAUAUGAAGAAAUACAAGAAGAAAUGCCAGCGCCUAGACAUCCACCACCUCCAUUUCCAUCAAUUGCAAACCAAGAAAUUGCUCCCAUUGCUUCUGUUGAAAGCCCUCGCAGACAAGUAGUAGUAACAAAUCCGACAAAAAUAGGCCCUCCUCCACCUUUGCCGGCGCGGCGCGGACCUCCACCUAUACCCAAUCGCAGUGGAAAUGCACCACCACUUCCUACUCGACCAGGCAAUAACAAUUGAAGUGCUAAUUUCAACAUCGCGCGCUUUCCCGUGUUAUUAUAUUGAUUGUAACGAAUUUGGUGUAACAAUACUUACUUUAGGGCAUUAAUGGAUUUAUUUCUGCAACAUGAAAAUAGUAAUAAAAAAGUGUUAUAUCUUCAACAGCAUUGCUAUGAAAAAUUAUAUAAUAUAAAAGAAUUUUUAUGCCAAAUAAAUAGAAAUAUAAAGAAAAAAUAAAAAAGUUUUUCAUACGUACUUAUUUCCCUAUUGCAUUAGUCAAACUUCACAAUUAUUUGCUUUUCUGUUGUUAUAGCGUAUUUUAGCUAUCUACGUAUGUAGUAUAAAGUUUUAAACACAUUAUUAUUUUGCAAGUGGUGUUGUUGGAGCGACUAAAUUGAAUGUAAAACCAUAAUUAUUAUGAUAAUUAUAUCUAAGUUAUUAAAUUUAUUAGUUCUAUAUUUUCAUAAUUCAUCUUUAUUAGAAAUAGACUGCAAUACAAAAGCUGACAUUUCGUAAUAAAAUUAAAUUUAUCAGCUAAACCUUUAAAAGAGUAUAAUAUUCGCUAUCCAAAAAUGUAGCCUGUAGCCACUUAAGCUAAAACUAGUCAAAAAAGCUCAAUAACAAUUUUUAAAAAGGUAUUAAUAAUUAAAAAUUCAGUUAAAUGAAACAAACU
Bactrocera latifrons is the source of this 4656-nucleotide messenger RNA. RefSeq names its product synaptojanin-1 (gene Synj). The record is from RefSeq and is a predicted model, not a curated record. The coding region runs from base 312 to 4004 and encodes 1230 amino acids. Gene Ontology annotation, biological process: synaptic vesicle endocytosis; phosphatidylinositol dephosphorylation. The transcript is spliced from 6 exons. Gene Ontology annotation, molecular function: phosphatidylinositol-4,5-bisphosphate 5-phosphatase activity; nucleic acid binding. NCBI's taxonomy places the organism in Eukaryota, Metazoa, Arthropoda, Insecta, Diptera, Tephritidae.